Amoebophrya sp. A25 is the source of this 1696-nucleotide messenger RNA. NCBI's taxonomy places the organism in Eukaryota, Dinophyceae, Syndiniales, Amoebophryaceae. The record is from the annotation of a GenBank genome assembly.
UGCUGUGUUUUGGCCAGAAGUCGAAGUGAGUGAUUAAUGCCGCUACAGAAUAGCAUCGAAAUCAAUGCACUUCUUUGACGGAGACGGCGAACUGAUGUACUAACGUCGACGUCGUUUCGCAUUCGAUAUCUCCAAAUCCAAAUCCAAAAUCGUUGUCCGUGAAUCCUCGUGAGCUGUGGGAAAAUUCGAAGUAGAGAGAAGCUAGAAGUGGCUAAGAGCGACAAAUCGUAGCGGAUCGCUGUUUACUUUAUUUUAUGUCAUCUACUGAAAGUUUGACGGGUAGGACGAUCAUUACGAGAGAGGUGAGCCAGACGCCAAAACUGUGAGAGGACGUGCGUCGUGUUAUCGAAGCAAGUAGAUUCGACUUGGUUUUAGAACGAUUGUCAGGGUAUGGGUAAGCUGUUCUCGCUUGUUCUGAUGAUCAUGCGAUGCGCAUGUGAAUGCGUCGUAUUGUUGCAAAGAAGUCAUUAUUAUGAUGGGCGAGGAUUAGGAUUCCCACCAAACAGCUCCUAGUUGUACAACUACGGGAGUCGCAGACUGAGCUUUCCGUGAACAGUAGUAGAAACUUACUUUAUUGUUCUUUGCCACGGGUUCUUGUUGAGUAAAACAGCAAGAGCUGGACAAAAUGUCGUCCUCUACUUCGGCAACGUCACUAGCAGAUCGAAAACUAAUUGAAGCGAGGAGCGCAGUAGAGGAUGCUCACGAGUCCUGGGUCGCCGUGGUGCACGUAGCUCAGACUUUCGCAGAAUCGGAGACGAAGAAAUUGAUGGCGGCACGACCAGCAACAAGAUUUGGAAGACUUGCACCAGCUGCUGAACUAGUACGGCUAACAAGUAGAUAUACGGCUAGUCGUGUUCGUGUAGGCCUAGAGGAAGAGGACGCGCGGAAAGAGGCAGAGCUGAAACGCGCGACAGACGCCUUUGAAGCAGCCAAAGUGGUAAUGGAUCGCUUCCUCGGUGACAAGGCGACGGCUGAGGCUGCAACUAGUGGCUUGACGGCGACCGCGCAGUGGCUUCUGCAAAGAACAGUACCCACAACAAGUAGUAAUCUCGAGCAGUGGCUAAAUGACGAACACAAAGCUGCCGAGAAAAGGCAACAGGUGGCACAAAAACAAGCAAAGAAGGCGUCGACCGACGAGUGCUUUGCAAAAAAGUACAAGAAAAAUGUCACUAAGGAAAUUUCGAAGCAGAAAAAAGUCCAACUCGAAGAUCCACACAACAAAGGAUUCCCAGUGCUAGAUAACAAAAAUGCGGAAAUGUCCGAAGAAGCCGAGAAAAGAAGGCAGAAAUGUAGUCGAGAGGCGGAAGACGCCAGAAAGGAACUCGAAUACGCCAGUAAUUACAUCCAGAAGUUCCUCCAGCUCCAACAGAUCCAAACCCUUUCAAUUGAUAUUGAGCGUUCAAGCUCCUCAGCAUUUCUGCAGCCAGUCGUCGAUGCUUCCCCUUCUAGCUCAACUUCCACGGGAUCACGUCUGCUUCAUUUUCGCGAUCCGAUCGCCUUAUUCUGCGGGGCUGUGUUGGCUUUCUGCAUCUUCUUCUUGUGGAAAUUCCUGCGAAAGCUCAUCAAUGGACCACCAACAAAUCGUGGACAUGGAGUGAAUAUUACUACUACAGAAGAUGAAGCUACCUCCAUCUCCUCCAAGAAUCUGCCGCAGGAAUAUCAGGCGACGUCAACAUCUUCCAAGGCGGAUGUCUAG